Molecule: messenger RNA, 2807 nt
Organism: Pocillopora verrucosa
Lineage: Eukaryota; Metazoa; Cnidaria; Anthozoa; Scleractinia; Pocilloporidae
Source: RefSeq, a predicted model, not a curated record
GUAUGACAGGUUAUUUUUGACUACGUAAAGUGCGCAUAACUUUCAAUCUGACCUGGUGUUGUACGACAGCCUAUGAUUAAUUGCACUAUCAUCCUUUAAGUGGUGUAUAAACAAGACUCACAGCAAAACCAUAAUGCCACUUCAAACAUCCAAACAAAAAAUUUGUCAACGUGUCAUGGUGAUGGAUAAUUUUUGGCUUCGAGAAGCGUCAAUGCGUUUAGUACUAUUUACUCUUACCUGCGCUUUAUGGAAUCUUCCAUUCGUCAAAGGUGAAACAUGCAAUCCAAAUCUCAACAUCAGACCCGUUGUGUACAUCUUUUCAAGUCCAGAAAAUAGCAGAUUACCCAUUGGUGCCUCCAUUACCCUGAAAUGUACAGCGGAGCCAAGAACAGAAGAUAAAGGAUAUCUGGAUAGAUGGGUCAAUUAUAUCGAGUGGUACGAUCCACAGGAUAAUGAAGUUGGAGCUAAAUGCAAGCAGACUUCAAACAAACGGGCAUACAAAUUUAAAUUAACCUGUCCAUUAGUGCUUAAAAAUCUGACAGUUGACAAAAUUGGCCGCUACACCUGCCAAGCUGGCAAUGGUUACAUAAAACACUGCACAAGGAAAUCAUUCGAAAUAUUGAUUCAAGGUCCUGCGCCAGAGUUAGUAGGAGUUCCUCGGAACCAAAGCACUGAUAUAGGGGCCAAUGUAACUUUCAACUGCACUGCCACAGGUCUUCCUGGGACAAGCAUCUCAUGGAUAAAAGACAAUGACUCAUUUGCCUUACAGUCCAACCCAAGGGCGAUAUUCAUCAAUAAUCCACAUUCAUCAACAAUCCAAAAAACCAUGCAAAGCCAGUUGUUUAUUACAGGAGUGAAGAAAGAAGAUUUUGGCAAAUAUCAAUGUGAAGCAAAAAACAGUGGUGGUAGAAAUUUGUCGUUGCCAGCUUUCUUAUCCUCGAAAGUUUCAGAUGCCCAGAAACCUGAGAUCGUUGAAAGUCCAAAGAACCAAAGUGUCCUGAUCGGUUCCAAUGCUACCUUAAGCUGCACUGCUAGGGGUCUCCCGAGGCCAACAAUCCACUGGAUAAAGGACAAUGCUUCAUAUCCUUUACAGCCUAACCCCAGAGCACAUGUAAUUCCAGACGGGCGAACCAAUCGCAGCCAGCUUUUUAUAACGAGAGUAGAGAUGGAAGACUAUGGAAAAUAUCAAUGCAUUGCAAAUAAUAGCAUUGGAAGAAGCCAAUCAGGAGUGGCUGUCUUGAAAAAAGCAACUCCCACUCCCACCUCCAUGAACGGAAAGCCAAAAAAUUCAGCAUCAAAGACAACUAUAGUCGCUGUAUCAUGCACUUUGGCAGCUGCAGUUAUUUGUGCAGUCACUGGGUUUGUGUGGAUUUGGUGUAAAAAUCGUGAUAAAGAGGGAAGAAAACGAACAAGAAAGUUGUAUUUGAUAAAAGACAAACAUUUAAAAGAUGGGAUACAGGACCUUGAAAACAAUCGGUCGCCCAAUACCCAAACCAUCGAGACCCCCGUGGAAAGGCUCCCGUUAGUGGGAGAUGGAGUAGGGGACAGACUGCCUCCAGACGGAAGCGAGCAGGAUAAUUUGGUGCUAGGUAUAAAGGAAAGAGGCCAAGAGAGAUUAGAGUCGGGUGAGGGGAUAGCUGAUGCUGACAUUUUCACACCUGACAAACACCUGAGUGUCGACGAACAGCGGGAUUGUGGAGAGAUAUCUGAAGAGACCGAGGAAGGAUCCGAAAACUUGGAAAAUCUUGAAGUGUUCGAUGAAAUACUCGGAGAAGGCGAAUUUGGAAUCGUCUACAAAGGUCGAUAUAGUGGGAAAGAUGGAAACAUAACGGAUGUAGCUGUGAAGAAGUUAAAAGACCCUAGUGCCAUUGCCAAAGAAACCCUGCUUAAUGAGAUAAGGACCUUAAAGCAAGCUGGGAAACAUCCCAAUAUUGUCACUUUGAUUGGGACAAGGAUAGAGAGAGGAAACGUUCUUGUGGUCACUGAAGUGAUUCAUGGUGGCAGUCUGGAAAAUCUUUUGAGGGCGCCAGGGGAAAGGAACAAUUAUCAUAACGUCUGCUGUAAGCUGAAUGACCGGCAACUGGUCAUAAUUGCAUUUCAGAUCGCCACCGGAAUGCAACACUUAGAGGAGAGAAAGUUUGUCCAUCGCGACCUAGCAGCGAGGAAUAUUUUAGUUGAUGCCAACUUGGUGGCUAAAGUUGGAGACUUUGGAUUAGCCAGGGACAUAUCCGCUGCUGGUAUAUACACCAUAACCUCUAGCGGCAAGGUUCCGUGGAGAUGGUCGUCGUUAGAAUCUCUACGAGAUCUCCAUUUUACAUCCAUGAGUGAUGUGUGGUCAUUUGGUAUCGUUUUAUGGGAAAUCACCACUUAUGGUGAGUUGCCAUACCCUAACAUCACAUCACCAAUUGCCUUAGUAAAUCGACUUGCCUCAGGAUACCGGAUGUCUCGUCCCGACCGAUGUUCGGAAGAACUAUAUGAGCUCAUGAGUUCUUGUUGGAAAGAAAAUCCUUUGAUGAGACCAGCCUUUUCGCAGAUCGCUCAACAGCUGAAGAAUUUUUUGCGAGAAGUGAAGAGGACAUAUACAAAUAUCACAGAGGUCAACGAUGGAGAAGCUUGAUGACUCCCUGAUGCUGAAGCAAACACCUCAUUUUAUUUGAUUAACAAUAGGAAAAUAACCACAAGAUCUCAAAUAAGCGCAUAGGCUCAAAAGUUUAGAAUCAAUUUUUUUCUUGGUGGAGGAAAGUUUUCUCGCAAAUUCUCCAAAUUUGUUGUUGAUUUUUUUCUCUCUGUGCGAUCAAAUACACCAU